CGCAACCCCGCUUUGUGUGCGUUUCGGCUACUGGGACUGCACUUCCUGGAUUUCGGCGAGCCAUUGCGCGCACCCAUGUCCCAUCGACGCGACGGAGUUCGUGUGGAGAAGAACAAGAGCCUGUCCAUAAUAUAUACCAUUUGCUCAUAUUAAGGCUUAUCUUAAGCUAGAUCAAUUUAACGCUUUAUCCAGUAGAGAAACAAGAGAGACAUCGAUGCGCUUUGAUUUCCGUCUACGUAAGACGGUUCGGGACAGCGGCUUUUCUGGUCCGAUUCAAACAGGUGGAACACGAAUCAGGUGGAGUUGGGAGGAGGAGGGUAUCACGACAGACCGGGCUGCUAUAGCCAUUCCUUCUAAUUAGUUGUGGACCCGUGCUAAAAUAUGCACUCCUUAUUCUAGCCUUACUUAACGUCAAAUAGGCUACCACGUUUUGUUGUAUCUGAUAUUCAAACGGCGAAUCUUUAUAGAUUGGAGACCUUUAACACACAGGUGGGAGAUACCCGUUUAAUAGGACGGCACCUCUUUCAGUUCCUCGGCGCAGGAUAUGAGCUACUGACAUUUGUUAUUACCCUUUGGGACAGGAGACGAACGGUUUCCGCUAACAGGUGUGAGAGUACACCAAUCGUUCAUUGCCUGAUACGGAAUCCUUCCUCAUUGUUCGCAGAAAUAUCAAUCUAACUCGUAUAUGGCUCCCUUUCUAACCAGGAGAGGGACAUUUACCAGUUAAUUGUAAUAAAUCGAUAAAUCGAAUAAAAUAGUGCAUUAUUAGUGUUUAGAGUUAUUUUUGAGACCCCGUCCUCCAAUCUAAAGGGACACGGGACAUCAGAGAGAAAUCAUGUCAACGAAAAAACCCAGCGUGGAUUUACCCAAAAGGAGCAGAAGCCCGGUGGCGUUAGAAGGAGAGAUGUUCGGCGAAUUUCAGGACUGGUGUCUCCGUACUUACGGGGACUCGGGUAAAACAAAGACAGUCACCCGGCGAAAAUACAAUAAGAUUCUCCAGACCCUUUCACACACCGAUGAGUCGGACCCUGUCUACAUCGAGAGCAACCACAUCAACGCCAAAUUCAAAUUCUGGGUGAAGUCCAAAGGGUUCCUUGUUGGGACAAUUCAAGGGGACCUGAACAAGAAUGGAGCCGCCGACAGACCUGUCCUGUAUGUCCCUAUCAAGGCGACGUGUGCGGAUGGGGGCUCUGGGUCCGACUCCUCUCUGAAGAGGGUGGCAGUGGUGGAGGACUUCUUUGACAUCAUCUAUGCCAUGCACGUAGAUAUCAGCGCCGACCCUGGCAAAUCACCCAAACACGCCGGACAGAAGAAGACCUACAAAGCGAUUGCGGAGACGUAUGCCUUCCUGCCCAGGGAGGCAGUGACCCGUUUCCUGAUGAACUGUGGCGAGUGUCAGAAGAGGAUGCAUAUCAGCCCGGGUGGAGCAGAGUUCAAAGAGAAUGACAGACCGACAUCACUGGUGCCAGAUCUCAUCGACUACAACAUGCCGCUCACCACCACCUAUCUGAAGCAGAUGAAGCUUCAGUACAUGAGUACAAAUGAGCAGGAUGAGAGUUCAGUGAGCAGUGAGGACUUUGAUAUGACUGACCCCACAUGGAUAUCAGCUGAUCACGGCCCUGCUUCCAACCUGAGUCCCCCGAACCACGGAGAGAGAAUGCACAGCCCUCAGAACUCGCACAUUAAGGAGGAGGACGACGACUCAUCCUCAGAGAGCGGCAGCGGGAACGGCAUGCACACCAUGACACCUCCGUCCGCGGGUGGGGCGGCCCCGGGGUCGGAGGGGGGAGCGGGUGGACCCCCUUACAGGGAGAUGGUAAACGGCAAUGGGCCCCCGGCCCCGCUGGACUUCAGCACCACCUCCUCGUCCUCAUCGUCCGAGGACCAACAGGCGCCGGUCAACCUGAGUGAGACCAGGCUGCCCGGGACUGCCCUGAUGGGCCCCUUCCAGCCCGACCCCCCAGAUGAGCUGCGCAGGAAGUACCCUGUCAAGCCCCUCCCCCAUGCCGCUGAGCUGCGCCUGGACAGAGACUCGAUCAGGGACUACGGCAACAAGUCUCCUCAGUACAGCUCAGGAAGCUACGACUCAUUGAAGAUGGAGACGUGUGCCGAGGACCUGACCGUGACCAGAAGUGCGGCAGCAGCCGAGGACGAUGACGAUGACCAUGAAGAUCACGACGACAAUGACAAGAUCAACGACACGGAGGGCGUGGACCCCGAGAGAUUAAAGGCCUUUAACAUGUUUGUGCGUCUGUUUGUGGAUGAGAACCUGGACCGCAUGGUGCCCAUCUCCAAGCAGCCAAAGGAGAAGAUCCAGGCCAUCAUUGAGUCGUGCAGCCGGCAGUUCCCCGAGUUCCAGGAGCGCGCUCGCAAACGCAUCCGCACCUACCUCAAAUCCUGCCGCCGCAUGAAGAAAAGCGGCAUGGAGACACGACCCACACCACCUCACCUCACCUCAGCCAUGGCUGAGAACAUCCUGGCAGCCGCCUGCGAGAGCGAGACACGCAAGGCUGCCAAGAGGAUGCGGCUGGAUGUCUACCAGGCACAUGAGGAGCAGAUAGCACAUGACAAGCCCAGUUCUCGCGAGCCGGCCUCCCUGGCCCACUCUGCCUACUCCCUGGCCGCCUCGGCCUACUCCCAGGACCAGCUCUACACCAACGGUGGGCUCAACAAUAGUUACCGUGGUUACGGGGGUCUGGGAGCUAGCAUGCAACACCCAGUCUCCCUGACAACCGCCACUGCUCAGAGCAACGGCCCUACUGACCUCAGCAUGAAGUCCCUGGGGUCAAACUCUUCAUCGGCCAGCUCAAACAGUCACGGGCGGAGUGCUGGUGUCAUAGGUGGUGGGGCCUCGGCACAGCUCAGCCCAACAGAGAUCACGGCCGUGCGGCAGCUCAUCGCCGGCUACCGCGAGUCGGCCGCCUUCUUGCUCCGCUCGGCCGAUGAGCUGGAGACCCUGAUCCUGCAGCAAAACUGAGCCGGAAACUCCUCCUCCCCGUCUCCCUGCUUCUCCCUCUUUCUCUCUGACUCUCCCACACGACCCCUAACCAACUACUCUCCCACUCACCAGAUCCAUCUGUCUGUGUUUCGUCCUCCUCCACUGACCUGUAUAUUCUCCCUGUCUCCAGGAAGGAGGCAUGCAACAGUCCUACCUUCCUCUAGUCUAAUAUUCUAACCCCCCUCCCCUGAUUGUUUUAACAUCAGUGCGUGGAGAGAAAGAGCACUGUCUGCGACGACUUGGGAACAGCGUUUCUCCCCCUCUUGAACCACCUGUAAAGGAACAUGCUCCCUCCCAAUCAUAACAGCUCUGCCUCACUUCCACAGCUCUGUGGGAAGAAGAGGGGUGACAGGGAGAGAGACGGAAAUGAGUCUACCAAGUGAUGUGCAGGAGAGUGGUGGGGCUGGAGCGCUGGAGAACACUGAAGGGUUGUGCUGUGAUGAGGAGAGAACAGCGCCCCCUUGUAUGAGGAAGAGAAGUGGAUCCUUUUGGUGUGCCAGUAAGCUCACUGUGUUACUGUACACAGAUCCCCUCAACAAGCUCGCCAUCCCCAAUAACAAUGAAAACGAGACUCUCUGAACAGUAGUAACAAAAUGUUUGUUAAUGACAAAUACUUUUGAUUUGAGAUCUGAAUUUGUUUGUUUGACUACAAGAAGACAUUUUGAACCACUUUUUGGAUGAACAGAGGCUGAAGAAGGCUGGAAAGAAAGAGACAACUUGUUGCGCUCGGUGUAAAUAAACUCUGUGUCCUAAAGCACUUUCCCAUGAUUCAGACCUCACCUCCCCAUUGAGUAAUAAAGAACUCGAUGUGCCCGGGAGCAACACUUUAUCUUAUGCAUUAUGGAGAUGCCAUCUAUUCCACAUGGAAAUACCUCAGAUCUAUCAACCCACCGUUCGAGUACUUCAUUCCUACUUGGGUGGCGACGUCACACAACGCUCAUCACACAACACUCACCCGUUACUACCUGAUGUGUUCCGUGUUUUCAUAGACCUGCAGGAAGCAAAGUCUUAACCAUUUCAAGAAGUUUCCAGAGUAAAUAUUGUAUCUAUAGUUCGAAUUUAAAACAAAAAAAAAGUAUUGUUUGUCAUGUUAUUUGUGUACUGUAAAUACUCAGUCCAUAUUUGAUUCUAGAAACACCAUGAAGAGAACAUGAAAAAGCAUCAGUAAAGUGAAGGACUGGGGGCAAGGUAGUAUUUUCCGUGGGAGACUGAACCUCUCUGACGAUAGCUGGUAGUUUUCUUUUUUUGGAGUUCCCCAUUUUUUCCAACCCUCUUGUGGCUCAUUGCUCUCCCAUCAAUUCCAGGUUUUGGUUUGUCCCGACUCAUCACUCGAUGAUACCCUGUCUUUUUCCGUGUCCGGUUCUGCAUUCCUCUCUCGAACCUAUCCCCCCAUCUCCUCCCUGACCUGAGCCCAGUCCAGCUCGGUUCUGGGAGGGAUAACGUAUGUCUUUGUCUAUUGACUCUUUGAGAUGGCCAUUAAUCCACGCUGCUGCUAUAUGUACCAGACUUUUGCCACAGACCUGUAACCUCAAGUCAGGACGCCAUCCUCCUGCACAACCAGAGCACCUCAAGACAACCACACAAACAAAAAGAAGCUAAAACUACUCAAAACCGAUAAGAGACUAAAAUCUUACUUUUAAAAACGACAUGCCAUCCCAGUCAGUUGUUUCUCCUUGCUACUAGGCACUCUGGUUGAUCUUUUUGUUCUUUCAUAGGGCUGUGUUGUUUGUACAGUGACCUUUUUCUUUUUUGCUUUCUUCAUGACUUUGAAUCUCUGGAGGCAUAUAGGGAUCAACGUGCUCCUCUUGCAGCCACUCACAAGGGUGCUCUGGGCAUAUCUAUCUUACUGUGCAGUCAAAGUCUGGGAGGUUUGUACCUUUUAGAAUGAGUGUGAGAGAAAAAAAAAUGCAAAAUGUUUCUUCAAGAGGCAGGCCUAAAGGGGCUGACUGUUGUGUCACUGUAAUUUGCUCCCUUUUGCACACUGAAGCAACUGAAAUCUGUGACGGAGGCCCUGCUUGUUCAGGGCUCCAUCUUGCACUGGCGAGGUGUGGCCUACUAAAGGAAAGAGGAAGAGUAUUUGCAAUGCAGUUGAUAAUCAUCCUGGCCCUUGACAGCAUAGUGUUAACGAAAAAGAAACAUAGUGUGGGUGCUACGAUGUUUCACAACCACCACUAUUG
Messenger RNA from Oncorhynchus nerka (sockeye salmon), 5175 nucleotides. Its product is annotated as nucleolar protein 4-like. Lineage: Eukaryota; Metazoa; Chordata; Actinopteri; Salmoniformes; Salmonidae. The record is from RefSeq and is a predicted model, not a curated record. Bases 836 to 2977 code for a protein of 713 amino acids. The transcript is spliced from 11 exons.